Anthostomella pinea is the source of this 1017-nucleotide messenger RNA. Lineage: Eukaryota; Fungi; Ascomycota; Sordariomycetes; Xylariales; Xylariaceae. The record is from the annotation of a GenBank genome assembly.
AUGCCUUCUUCAUUCGUUUCCCGGGCCGGCUUCGCCAGUGUCAUCGUCGCUCAAGCCGCGCAUGCGUAUACCCAGGCCAACAUCGCCACCCCUUUCAUGUACAAGAACAUCGAUCCCAUCGUGUUCCCGGGAUCGUUCGAUCAGUCGCACUUACACUCCUUCUUCGGAUCCGAUGCCGUGACGGCCAACACCAACAGCAGCGCUGAGCUGCAAGGGGGGUGCAGUAAUGCCGAUAACCCGAACGACUUGUCCGUUUACUGGGUACCCACCGCUCUUUACACCACCGACUCGGGCUCGACCUGGACGCCUGUGCCUGUAAUGCGCUUCAGCGCUUACUACAACCUCGGCGAGUCGCCGGCCGAGGUCGCAAUCCCGCAAAAUGUGAAGAUGUUGGCCGGGGCCGCGAACGCCACGACAGCGGCCGACAUGCCGCCCAACGCGGGCAUCGAGUGGUUCUGCGAGGGCGACGACGGCAUCGCAGCCGACGCCAACGGGUUCCCCAGCAGCACGUGCAGCACGCAUCUGCAGACGCUGCUCUACUUCCCGGAGUGCGUCAACACCGACUCGCUCGAGACGGCGUACAAGAGCACCGACUACGGCACGACGAACAGGUGCCCCGAGGGUAUGAGCAGCAUGCCCCAGCUGCGCUUCAGCAUUCGCUAUGACCUGCGCUCGGUGCUUGCCGAUGGCUGGAGCGGCACCGCGCCCCUGCGGCUGUCGUGCGGCAACGCCUUCUGCUCGCACGGCGACUUCAUCAACGGCUGGACGCCGACGGGUGCCCAGAACAUGGUCGCCACUACCAGCGAAAAGGAACACUUCUUGGCCGUUAAUGGGGAUCGCGGCAAUGCGGGCGAUCUGUCGACAUGCACCCAGACGGAUGCCGACCCGACGCACGGCACGAGCGACUUUGCUGAGAGUGUUGCGCUCAUGAGCAGCAGCAGCAGUAGCAAGCGUUCUGUGCCUGCUGUUGGCUGGACUUCGAGAAACAGGCUUGCGCGCAGUCUUGCUCGUGCUUGA